This is a messenger RNA of Dendronephthya gigantea, 4768 nucleotides long. RefSeq lists its product as uncharacterized. Bases 1847 to 2818 code for a protein of 323 amino acids. The transcript has 2 exons. NCBI's taxonomy places the organism in Eukaryota, Metazoa, Cnidaria, Anthozoa, Malacalcyonacea, Nephtheidae. The record is from RefSeq and is a predicted model, not a curated record.
UUCUAACACUGACACAGUAUGCCUUGAUUGUUAAACCGUUUAAAUUUCAAUCAAUAGAUCCGCGAAGAAAUACGACGACCAUUGCUUUUAUAUUUGCAUCAACUGGUUUGUGGUUGCUACAGUGAUGAUAAUCGCUCCUAACUUCGUUGACGAUUUUGAUGAAUAUUUGAAAGUAAUGGUUCUGUUGCUCGUCUGUUUAUUCUGGAUAAUGACUGUAGUCAUUGCAUACAUGUACAUACGCACCUUAUACACGCUUUGGAAAAGAAGCGAUACUCUUAAAGAAAGGUUAAAUGUUUCAGAAACACAGCAAGGAAGUGUAAUCAUUACUCAAAACAUCCACUUAGCAAAAACAAUGUUCUUCUUCAUAAUGAGCGUAGUUCUCUCCACCCUGAUAUCAAAUACUGCGUAUCUGUUUCUCCUAUAUUGUAAGGAAUGUGAUCAAGAUACUGUAGCGAAGGUGUGCCUGUAUACAAUGCCGUUGUUCAUGGCCAUACCAGCCAUCAUACUUCCAAUGAAUUGGAUAAUAGGAACACCACAGUACUGGAAAGAAUUUAAGAAACGAGUUUGCAAACUAGCAAUAUGCCACCGUGUUGGAGACAUUGAAACUAUACAGUCGCCCAAAAAUUAACUAUUUUAUUAAUUAAAAAAACUGAAAUGCUUAAUGACAUGCAUAGCUCUCGUCAACUAGGCUGUCAGGUCUUCCAGAGAAAAUUGAUCUGAACUGGGCGAGGUUUAAAUCCGGAAGAAACGUUUCAUAACGCGAGUUACGCUUUACGGUUACUGCAGAAAGAGCAGCAAGAGGUGUGACAAUAGGUGAUGAAGUCCUCCUAGUUUAUUCCAAACUGUUUCUGAUUGUCGGAUAGAUAUAACUAUUUCAGUGUGUAAUGUAUAAAUAAUAUAAAUAAAAUGCUUCAUGGGUAACUUUCUGUUAAGAAUCCUAUUGGGGGAAAUUUUCAUUGCGACAAUGUUAAAACUUCUGGAGCCGGUUGUACGAAUGGUGGAUAGCGCUAUCCACGGAUAGUGGUUUUUUUUCAAUCGCUCUAAAAUUACUCGUUGUUUGGCCUAGAUUAAUAAACCUUGAUAUUCUUAAGUUGGGGGUUCUUUUUCAAAACUGUCGGCUCCAAAUCUGUAAUUUCAUUGCUUUUCAGGCAUGUUUAAAACGGUUGAAAAAAUCACAAUCCGGUGGAUAGCGCUAUCCGCCUUUCGUACAACCUGCCCCUUGACCUGCAUGUAAUGACGAGAACUCCUAUAAAAUAGACUUCGUAUUAAUUGUAUAUUACUCUAAUUACAAAUGUUUGAUAGUGAUGCGCAGAUUGUUAAAUGACGCAGUUUUGCGGUCAUUACCAUUUAAUUAUCCGGUCUAAUACUUUCUGAGUUAAUAUUUAAUGAGAAAACCUUUGUUUUAACUUUAUUUUAACUGUGACAAAACGGUCUUCUUGCAUAAGCAUAUGAAACGUGAUAGAAACAAAAUGCACUGUUCUGACAAAGCAGGUGACAUCGGUUUAAAGAUUUAACUAUACAGAAACUAAGAACAUUAUACUAUCACAGGAUGAAGGUUUAGGAAGAUGAAUUGCUGAAUAAGAGGUAUAGAACAACGUAUCUUUUGGUCGCAAUACUGGCAACUAUAUGGCCUACUGAUUAUUCCUUCUUGGAUUGCUUGACAGUUUCCUAUGGUCUAUAUUUGUUGCUAAUUGCCUAUUUGAAGUUUACUGGAUGAAUAACGGAACUCGGCUAAUUCGGUGGUGGAGAUCAGAUGCUACCGAUCCAAAUCCUUGAUUACGACGUUUCGUUGUUUUGUAUCACUGUCAGUGUCAUUAAUCCAUCAUAACUGCAAGUUACCCAUGCAAUGUCUCUAAAUUCAACAAACAUCUCAGGUUUCCAAGGAUAUUUUGCACUUUCUUGGUUUCUUUUACCAAUAAAGCCAGAGGAAAACACUCAAGUUAUUCUGGUUUUAAAAGAUAUAUUAAUCAUAACUGGCAUAAUACUGAAUAUUGUGCUACUGUGGAUGAUAUGGAGAAACCCAGGUAAAAAACCACGCAAUAGCAGAGCGCUGUUGUUGGCAAAUCUUAGCAUCGUUAAUCUUAUCGCAACUAUCUUCGGUCUUAUCUGCAGCAUCGAGGAUAAAAUCAAAUCCUACAGGAUCUGUACUUUCAAAGCUGGUGCCAUUGCAAUAUCCUUAGUCUUACCCAAGUACUAUCCAAGCGUGCUUCUUCUAACACUGAUACAAUAUGCAUUGAUUGUUAAACCGUUGGAAUUCAAAACAAUAGAUCCCCGAAAAAUUAGAACGACGAAAAUUUUCAUCUGCAUUCACUGGAUAGUGGUAACUACAGUGAUGAUAAUACUUCCUAUCUUGACUGACGAUUUUAAUAAGUAUUUGAAAGUAAUUGUCAUGUUACUCGUGUUGUUAUCCUGGAUAUCGACUACAGCCAUUGCAUACAUGUGCGUACGCACCUUAUAUACGCUUUGGAAAAGGAACGACAAUCUUAGAAAAAGGUUCAAUGCAUCAGCAACACAGCAAGGGCUUGUAGUCAUUGGUCAAAACAUGCGCUUGGCAAGAACAACGUUUUUCUUCAUAGUGACCUUGUUUUUUUUCACCCUAAUAUCAAAUACAGCGUAUAUGUUUCUUCUAUAUUGUCCAGAAUGUGAUAAACGUGUUUUGGUGAAAGUGUGUUUUUACACAAUACCAAUGUUUCUUGCCGUGCCAGCCAUGCUUCCAAUCAAUUGGUUAAUCGGAACGCCACAGUAUUGGAAUGAAGUUAAGAAACAGAUUCGUAAACUAUUAGUAUAUUUUGGUUGUGUGGGUGACAAUCAAAACUAAACUAAUCGCUUGAAUUAAACUUUAACGUGCAGCAAGACAGUGACGCACAGGUUCAAAAUGGAGGAAUGAAGGAUAAUAACCCGAACAGAUAGUCGAACGAUUGCAAGUUUAAUGCAAAUUUCAUCAAUCAAUCCGCCUGGGAAACCUAUAUCAGGCUAUUCAAUAUAUAAAUUUAGACUACGGCAUUGUUUUAUAACCCUAAUUUUGUCAUCCUCGUAUGUAAUAAAACGUGCACUUGUUGGGAUCUCAAAAAUAGUCUGAACCAUAUAAUUUCUCAUGGUGCUAAAACCAUUACCAUGCAUAAAGAAUCAAUUACUUGCGCCCACAAUAUAAAAUAUAUAGACAUGCAUGAUUGUGUAGUCCAACGCCACCCGACCGAUUUAUCGGCUCCAAAUCUGUAAAUUCAUUGCUUUUCAGGCAUGUUUAAAACGGUUGAAAAAAUCACAAUCCGGUGGAUAGCUCUAUCCACCUUUCGUGCAACCUGCCCCUGGCCUGCAUGUAAUGACGAGAACUCCUAUAAUUAGACUUCGUAUUAAUUGUAUAUUACUCUAAUUACAAAUGUUUGAUAGUGAUACGCAGAUUGUCAAAUGACGCAGUUUUGCGUUCAUUACCAUUUAAUUAUCCGGUCUAAUACUUUCCGAGUUGAUAUUUAAUGAAAACAAAGAAUUUAAUGAAAACAAAGAAUUUUAACUGUGACAUGAUGGUCUUCUUGCAUGCAUAAGCGUACGAAACGUGAUAGAAACAAAAUUCAUGCACUGUUCUGACAUACCAGGUGACAUCGGUUUAAAGAUUUAACUAUACAGAAACUAAGAACAUUAUACUAUCAAAGGAUGAAGGUUUAGGAAGAUGAACUGCUGAAUAAAAGGUAUCGCAAUACUGGCAACUAUGGCCUACUGAUUCGGUUUAUUGUAUAUGUAAUUUUAUGUAUAUAGUUUUGACAUGACAUAACUAUUCCCCUAUUUCUAAUAUUUCACCCAAACGUUCCAAUAUAACCAAGGAGCAUGCAGGGUGACAGCGUCUAUUCAAACAAAAAUAGACAAAAAUUCUUCUCGAACUUUCGACCAUAGAGCCUUCGUCAGGAAUGCUAGUAUGACUAAAGUCGAACGUCGAGAAGUAUUUCAGCCGCGGGCGAACAAACCAAAACCCAAACUAACAUGCGUGAUAAAUGAACACUAUCAUAAAAUCCUAAACGAUAAAAUAUUUUAGAAUAAAAUUGAAAGAUCAAUAUUAUGCCUACCUCCCCCGCGGGCCUAUUUCCGGGCAAAUAUGGCGGGCUCCCUAGCGCCUGCGGAGGAGGUAGAUAUUAUGAUACUAUUAUAGAUUUCCGUCAUAUUUCCCUCGUUUCCCACAAAUCGUGAUUACGUUUCUAAGUGUUUGUGAGUAAUUUAGUUAAUUUGUUUGAACAAAUAUUGUUGUUGCUAAGUUUAGUCACCACAACAUUGCAUGAUAACUGUCCUGAUGUUUUAUAAACUGCAUGUGGUAUAUUCAGAAUACAACCAAUGUUCAAAAGAAGGAACAAAAAAACAACAAAAGCGCCUAAACAGCCUCGGGUAAUACGGACAGUCCUGUCAUAAAAUUUAAAAACAAUUUUAAAAUGUAAAUUUGAUCUAGUAUAUCCCGUGAUUGGUGAAUCCUUGAAAGUAUGGAAUAUGUAUAAACUUUACAGACGGUUGCAUAUAUACCUACAUAAGUGUUCACGAUUGUGUAAUUCUCAGGAGUGGGUGCAUUUGCAUGAAUAAAGGACAAAAAUUUCAUCAGUCUAUAUAAUGUACGUACAACAGUGAGUUCUUAUUCAAGAACAUUGGGUUCUUUUCAUUUCACGUCCCCUGCGCCUUUCUUCAGUACCCUGAUUUCGAUGUUGAAUGAAAUUGAGACAUCGAAAGAGCUAAACCACUAAUAACCCCCCCCCCCGAACAGAACCGGUCGGACUAUUUUUGCCGCGUAAAGAGC